AUGCGCGUGUAUGAGGACGGGUCGCUGGGGGAUAAGAUAACAAGACUCAAAGGAUUUGAGCUAAGCCCUUUGAAUAUUUUCAUUUCACAGGGCAUCCUCCCAAACGGGGUUGUUGCAGUCAAGAGGAUUCUGAACAACCACACAAUCGAUGAGAAGCUAUUUUAUCGUGAAGUGGACAGCCUGUUGAAUGUUAACCAUCAUAACAUAGUGCGAUUUCUCGGUUAUUGUGCUACUACAGAUCAGACAGCAAUAAAAAUUGAAGACGAAUUGAGGGGACUUGAGUGGGGCACGCGCUAUAAAUUAAUCAAAGACAUUUGCCAGGCUAUGAAUUAUCUGCACAUGGAAAAGCAUAUUAUCCAUAUGGAUCUAAAACCAGACAACAUUUUACUAGACGAUAAUAUGGUAGCAAAGGUUACUGAUUUUGGUUUAUCAAGACUGGAUGGGAAGUCUAAAACCAUGAGUGAAGCCCGCUGCGGAUCAUUUGGAUAUAUGGCUCCCGAAUACCUGCAUGCUGGGUGGAUGUCAGUAAGAUCUGACAUAUACAGCUUGGGGGUUAUUAUCAUUGAACUGGUGACGGGAUAUAAGGACAUCGCACAUGAUAAGUAUAAUGCAGUACUAAGAAGAUGGAGGCACAGAUUGAGGAAAUCAGGGAAGGAAACAUCCUUGAGUUACCAGCAAGAAAAUGACCCCUUCAGACGACCAUUUAUAGAUGAAAUACUACGUGAUAUCACUAAUGUGGAAGAUGCUGACUGCCAAAUUAGCAAAGCUACGGAAUCUACAGUUGGCCAGAUAUGCCCAUACACAGAAGAUGAUAUUCUUGGAAUAGAGCCGCUCCAGAUUUGUUUUCCUUUCAAACUUAAGAAGCAGAUAUCAAGCUCAUUUCAGCUAACCAACAAUACAGAUGCGUACAUUGUCUUCGAUAUCCUAACGAGCAGUCCCUUGCCAUACUCUAUACAGCCAAUGAAAGAUAUUGUGCCACCACAAUCCAAGCGUACCGUUAACAUAACUUUGCAAUCACAAGAGAAGGCUCCACGAGAUGUACUGCGUGCCAAUGAGUUCACCGUGCGGAGCGCCAAACUAAAUGGGCCCCUUGCAUGCGAGGAUAUAACUACAGAUAUGUUCAAUGAAAUGCCGGGUGACACGGUUGAUGAGGUGAAUUUGGAUGUUUUUUUUGACACAGAACUACAAAACAAGCCUCUUGAUGUCCUCCCGUCCAAGCUCCUAUUCCCCUUUCAACCCAAUAAGGUUGUCCCGUGCUCACUGAACAUAACAAACAACAGCAAUGAACCUGUGGUAUUUAUGCUUAUGGAGGAGGAAAUGAGCCAACACGUGGAGUGUUUCGUACGACUGCCACUGUAUGGCAUCAUACCAGCACAAUCCACUUGCACUCUUGUUGUGACAACACUGAAAAAAGAAAACCUUCCAGAAAAAAUAGAUAAUGACUUGGUCUUAAAGUACUGUAAAGCUUAUGAAUUCACAGAUCACCAUACAGGCGACACUGAAUAUAGCACGGAUUUUAGGCUCGCCAGGACGUUUGGAUCAGAUACAAUGCGUAGCGUCGCAUUGAAAGCUGCUUAUGUUGCACAAGGAGAGAUGACAUUCGUGAAUUUGGUGGCUACGGUUGAAGUAAAAAAUGCUGACCAGCUCACUACAAUUGUGUCCGUUCUAUUUGUUGCACGAAAGCAAUGGUUUUUAGUAUGGACAUCUGAUAGUUUGAUCCAUGUGUACAACUACAAAUCAGAAAUGCAAGAAAUCACGAGAUUCAGUCAUGAUAGAAGAUCAGGUCAUUCAUCCAACACAUCACUGGUCGUUCAUCCAAUACAUCCAUAUGUGUUGUCAUUAGCAGGUACUGAGAUAAAGGCCUGGGACUGGGACAAGGGCUGGGAGUGUAUACGAACUUUCAAAGACGGAAUAGGCCGCCAUGUGUUAAAUCAUAUCGCAAUUGACCCUACGGAUACCAACAGUUUUGCUGCUGCUUCCGAGAGUGGAGAAGUGAAGGUUUGGAAUUUUGAUUCUCCUGAACCUAAGUAUACUCUGUCAGGACACUCUAAACAAGUGAACUGCUUGUAUUUCUUCACACGUGAUGAUCAGCAGUGUUUGCUUACUGGCUCCAAUGAUAAGACCGCCAAGAUAUGGGACAUGCAGCAAAAGAUAUGUGUUAAAACCCUGGAAGGCUUCCUGUCUGAAGUCAUUUCUGUCAUUUCCCAUCCCAAUCUACCACUUCUAAUUACAGGUACAAGACAUGGUCCUUUUUAUCUGUGGAGUUCCAUUAACUUCAGGUGA
Molecule: messenger RNA, 2283 nt
Organism: Lolium rigidum
Lineage: Eukaryota; Viridiplantae; Streptophyta; Magnoliopsida; Poales; Poaceae
Exons: 12
Coding region: 1-2283 (760 amino acids)
Biological process (GO): protein phosphorylation
Molecular function (GO): protein kinase activity; protein binding; ATP binding
Source: RefSeq, a predicted model, not a curated record